Messenger RNA from Gymnodraco acuticeps, 1482 nucleotides. RefSeq lists its product as uncharacterized. The record is from RefSeq and is a predicted model, not a curated record. Bases 70 to 1482 code for a protein of 470 amino acids. The transcript has 10 exons. Lineage: Eukaryota; Metazoa; Chordata; Actinopteri; Perciformes; Bathydraconidae.
AUUUCUGCAGAAUAUGUUGCAGACAGGACAGAAGGCACAGUCACCUCUGAGGUGCAACAGACCCACAAUAUGAUUGACCUUCAUAUACAGGAACUGCAAAAGAUGGUUGAUGCAGUUGAGGAGGAUGUUGCCGGAUGUUCAAAUUCCACAGAAGCCUCAUCUGGUCGAACAUGGACAGUACGUCAGGCUUUAUCUGAUGAAAGAUGGCGGAAAGCAAGACCUCAGCUUCUUGAAGCCAUGCUUGAGGCAGGAAAGAUCCCGAAGGGUCUUUGUCAACUGUGCAAAGCUAAAGAUGCAGUCAUUUGUUGCACAGACUGCCUUCCACAACCCUUGUUGUGCCCCAAAUGUGACAUAACUGUACAUCGGAAGUACAGUUUGCAUAACAGAUGCCUAUUUGUAGGAGAUAGUUACAAAGCUCUUCCUCCUACUGAUAUUAUCACUGAAGAUGCUAGUGGUCAGCCAUCACCGUGUGAAGAAGUUCGUCUCCUGCCAUUUGCUUUGCCCAGAAUGAUUUGCAGCUGCAAUGCAGACAAUGUGUCAUUGAGUGGUGGGCAAAAAGUAAUCUUCAUCAACAUAAAUGGUCGUUAUGACCUCUCUGUUCCUCUGCUGACCUGUGAGAACUGCCACUGCCAGUGGACACCACAGAUCAAAGAUUUGAUCUCAAAUGGAUACUGGCCUGGAACAAUUGAAUUCCAAACAGUUUUUUCCAUCGAUCUUUUUGCCACAUAUGAAGAUCUCAAAAUCAGUGCACCUGGUCUGAGUAGACACGCUUUCAUUCGAAUGCUGGAAAGUCGCUCAGUUCGUGCUGGCAGGGCUUGGAUAACAUCUGGUGACAAUUUCCAAAGAAGUUUCUUGGAAUGGACAUAUUGCCGGCACGAAAUUGAUAAACUUCUUGGAGAUGACCAUUUCUCAUGUCCUGCCUGUGGUGAUGACAUGGUCGCAGUGUCUCUGGACGGCAACAGACAAAUGUAUCGCUUCAAUCGUCAGGGGGCGGUCGAAUGCCCAUACUUUGAAGGAACUUUCAUUGCCAAAGACACAGAUGUUGAAGGAUUUGUGCAAAGGAUUCGAGACAAAGUAAAACCUGCACCUGGACGCCCAUCCUGCGGUAAAUCCAACUUCAAAGCGGGCAGGGAGGCUACCAGAAAGUCAGAGGCCAGACUGGAUGAAGAGGGAAUGAUGACAUCUGUCUGCAGACACUGCAUUCUAUUUAGUGGCCUCAACAUGUUUCGUGGGGAAAUCUUUGCCUACCCUCUCUACCUACAGCAAGAUCUUGGAAAAGAACACAAGAUUGAGUUUGUUUGCACUGACGUCAUGUGUAAAUACUACCCAUAUAUACAGAGGGUAGUUGAGUCCUUUCCAGAACUGCAGUAUGUCCUGCAAAUGCGGCCAUUUCUGUCAGUGAUGCAUGCGAAAGGUCACUCGACAAAAUACGAGGUGGAGUGGAGUGGUCGCAACCAGGAAGGGGCAGGUAUGUUACAAUGA